AUGAUUGCGAACCAGUGGUUGGACUUCAGUCAGGAGAAGAACCACGCCAGUAAGGAGUGGAACGAGAAAAAUGCACUUCAUGAAAGCUUAAUUGUUUACUCCCUUCUCGCGUCAUGUGAUGGAGCGACUUCCUUCAACUUAAGUCACGAAACUACCAAGAUGUUCUCCUGUUUGAUUAUGCGGAUGUCAUCCAGGCGUCCGAUUCCGCCGCCGCCUUCGAGCGCAGGCGCUUCUGCUUCGACUAGGCCUUCUGCAUUGACGAAGAUGAUGGAUAUGCCUGAGCUGGAGCUUUCAGCCAAGGAAAGGGUCGUGGCUACGUGGAACUUGCAACGUCGUAGGGAUUGGGGUGAGAUUAAGAGGUGUUUGGUUGAUAGCCAGCGGAUGCGUGAUUGGGGAGGCUUGGGGGAGAAUCUUGACUGGCUAUCUCAGGCUGAGAUAUCAAACUUUUCAAAGUCCCAGCGCAUUCUCCCGCGGUCCCUAUACCUCUCCCACCAAUUUUCUUUCCAUACCUUGGGAGAAGACUACCAUGCCCUGGUCCGCAAGGAAGUUGAAGUUAACGAUUUCUCUUCUACCACCACGAAAGGCGGUGCCGGAGAAUCGUUCGUAGAAGGCAGUUUCUCCUCUUCACCCCGCGACAUUCGCCGUUUUUCAACGUCCUUCGACGAACCUCUUGUCUCUGCUCUCGGGGCCGGCUUCAACCACUCCCCUCAAUAUAACCAGGCCAUCACACCCAUGAUUAGGAGGGAGAUUCAGCAUAAAGUCAGAUUUCCGUUGCUGGCGCCUAGAAGCGAUAGCAGCGUUUCUUUGGAGUUUGACGAAGAGGAUGAGGACUUUUUGGGAGGUGGGGUUGACGCUUUGUUGGAUGCGCCAGUACCACUUCCAAAGCAACGUGAAGGUUCAAGUGCAUCGCGGGGGACGUCCAGAGACGAUGCAGUCAGCGUGGACUCGUCGCUCUCUGCCUCAAGUGUGAAUGUCAAUAUCGACGUUGACGUCCGAAUUGGAACCGUAGAUGAAGGACAUCUGGCAGGGGUGGGAUUACCAAGACAAGAUCAACGUUAUGGACCCGAAAGGGGCAGUGGUGGGAUGGUCUAUGCACCGCAGGGUUCUCAUCUUAGGCUUGUGGACAGGUAUGCUGAACAACCGCAAGCUUCGUACAUCGACCCAGAUUUGAUGUCGACAUGGUCUACCGGUUUACAUACGUUUUCAUUUCCUCGUCUCGGGUCAAAUACUCACUUUCACUCCUGCUCUUUGCCUGCUCGUCGCCGAACCGCUAGCGCGGUUCGCUCCUCGCAGGCCAGCCGAGGUUCUAUGCACCUUACCAAAUGUUCCGGCCAAGUGGACAUGGGAAGAAAGAACGGAACAAGCCGAAGAUUGUGGGAAUCCAUCCAGAAAGUUCCGAAUUUCGAGAGUCCGAACCGCCGCCGAUCCGCCUGUCCGCCUAUCCAUACAGCACAUGACGGUACUCCAUCACGUGUCGUCGUGUUCGUCACCAGCGUCUUCGCAUUUGCCUCGCUGGCUCGUCUCUUGACUCUCUUCAAUAACAUGAUAUGUUUUUUGUCUGUUUCUCUCUCUUAUCUUACCACUCUCCCUCUUGUCUUCAGCAUUUCGUCUUGUUCAAUUAGGAUGUCCCAACCCCAUGAAACGCCGUCCAUUCAAUGUAUUACUUGCAAGCGCAAUGUUCAGUAUGCGCCUGUCAAAUCAGAUGCUAAUGGCAACCAGGGGCGCCUUCUCGCGAAGUGUCUUCAUACCGACCCCAGCACAGGCGUCAAGUGCAACUUCUUUCGUUGGCUAGCGGGCUCUCGAACACCCUCGCUAUCGCCCCGUCUCGCUUCAACCAGUCAGCUGCCUGCCGUUGAUCAACAUGGUGGACCUGUGCUCCUGACAUCUAUCUCUGAUGCAGCGGGUGCACCGCCAGCUUCGCAAAAGCAGUCUUGCGCCACUAUGGGUUGCUCUUCAACCCGAAUUCGCAAAGGCUGUGGGCGACGAAUGUGCAAGGCACAUUGUCUCGAAGCAGGUGGUUGUGCUGACCCAGCCCACAAAGCAUUGCAAUCAACAACGGCUCCCUACACGGUUGCAGUACCACCCCCACCAACUCCCAUCUUUCCGGCACACAUGAAUCCCAUUGGGGUGCCGCGCUCGACCUCUGCUGGCUUUAUCGAACCCAACCCACCCCCUGGUCCUCUCACUGGCGCCGCCUCUUCAUCGUGCGUUCCAAGGAAUGCCCGUACAGAACCCACUUUUUCCUCCCACAUGACAGAGCUCUACACCGCCCAAAUGGCUCGUGAGGAACAGUUGAGAGAAGACAGGCGACAGGCUGAAGCUAUUAGAUUGGAGAGUAAACGGAAGGUUCAACAAACAGCUUUUGUGUAUGCUUGGAUGGAGGAUGGCGUUGCCCCCGUUCUUUUUGAGGUCCAAGAAGGCUUUGUCUGGCCUCAUUUCAUUCUGAAUGAGGCCGUUCUCGAUUCUGCGGGCUUUGUAGACAUUUCGGUCAACACCCGCUUCAACAUUUUCCGCUUCAACCUUAAUCAUUGGACCUGGGUGAAGCUCAAUCAUGUCGUUGAAUUGAAGGAUGCUCCCCGCAUAUUCAUCAAGGCCACCCACGUCCAACGUUGUCAAGAUUUCGAGCUUUUUCUUUCCACCACGUCCUUGUCCGCUGCGAGCCCCAACAUCCGUACCAACCUAGCAAGGGAACGUGCUUAUGUGAAAAGGAAAACAACCGAAUACGAACUUUCGCAAGGCUCAAAGCUUCCCUUUGUAAAGAACACACACAACCUAUCCCCUAACGGCGUCGUCUCUACACCCAAGCGUCCGCGUUAUCAAAGGCAUGAAGAAUCCCCUACUCCAACUCUGACGACGUAUCGUCCGCCAGCUCCUCCUCCAAAGUUUAUUGGCAAUUUUGCCCCUGGUGCGACCAGGGUCGUCAAGAAAUCGGCUGCAGCAAGACGACGGGAAUUGAUGGAUUCUUAUGACAGUGAUUCGGGGCUUGAGUUGACUGACCUCGAGCUUGCCAUGCCUUUUGUUACUCACUCAUCUGCCACAUCAUCCAUCCACGUUAAUUCGGCCGCCCCUUUGUCUACCUGCCGCAUCAAUCCGUCCGCCUCUUCGUCCGCCUCCCACAUGAAUUCGGCCGCCUCUUCGGCCAACUCCUUGUCUACCUCCCGCAUCAAUUCGACCACCUCCCAUGUUGAUUCGUCCGCCCCUUCCUCAAUUGUAUCUGUCGUUCCUUUCUUGAUCCCCAAUAAGCGCAUUUCAAAAAAGCCAAGGUGGCCAGCCGAUUUCUUCGCCGCUAGUAUUGCCAACUUCUUCGAUGAGGUCGAAGACAGUGCGAGCGAUACACAAGUUUGUUCGCUCUUUGAAUAUCACUUCGGCCGGUGGGUUGACUACAAGAGGUCAACCUACUAUGAUCACCGCCAGCGGUGGCAAGAAGCGACGCUCGAGGCGAAGCAGGCAGUGCUGUCCGCAGGUCAGACAGAAGCUGGCUGCUGGCUCAAUUUUAUGUCAAUGACUCGAGCACCCCGGGCACAUAUAAAGGCUGCGCGUCGGCUUAAUGUUGAUCAGCUUGCUAUGGUCGACAGUGAUGUUAUGGAGAUCUCGUCGGGUUCAGACGGUGACGCGUAA
Laccaria bicolor S238N-H82 is the source of this 3618-nucleotide messenger RNA. RefSeq lists its product as uncharacterized. The record is from RefSeq and is a predicted model, not a curated record. The coding region runs from base 1 to 3618 and encodes 1205 amino acids. Lineage: Eukaryota; Fungi; Basidiomycota; Agaricomycetes; Agaricales; Hydnangiaceae. The transcript is spliced from 10 exons.